AUGGCUAUAGAUCCUGAAAGUUUUUAUGGAAAAAGGAAAAACUGCAAAAGCACCUUUGAAGAAAAUAUUGAGAAAUAUAAAUUGCUAAGAAAAAUUAAGACACAUGAUGAAGGAUGUGAUAGAAAAAAUAUAAAGAAAAGAUAUUUUUAUAAACAACAUGAAGUUCUUUCAUAUUAUGAUGAUUUGAUAAAUGAUAAAAAUAUAAGUGGAUAUACAGAUAUAAUUAUAUACACAGAAGAAAUGGAAAAUGGGAAAAGAUGUUUUAUUCUGGAAUCAUUUUAUUCAUUUUUAAAAUAUUAUUGUUUUUAUGCCAUGUCAUUAAAUGAAAUAUAUUUUGUUAAAAAUGAAAAUAUAAAUAAAGAAAAUACAAUUAAUGAGCAAAUACAACAUGACAUAGACAACAAAAAUUCAAUUAAUGGAAAUCCUGAUAUGCAUUUAUAUGAGCUUAUUUUGACUAAUGAAAAACGAUGGUUAUAUUUCGAUAUAGAAUAUGACAUAAUAAAUAAUUACGAAAAUAAAGAAUCUAUAUUGUUUAUUUUUCUUAUCGAGUUUUGUUUAUUUAUAUAUUCAAAUUUUAACAUAAAAAUAUGUUUAAAUGAUAUUUUGAUUUUAGAUAGUUCAACAAAUAAAAAGGUAUCUUUUCACAUAAUAAUAAAAAAUAUACACACACUUAAUAAUGAUUAUUAUGAAUAUUUAAUAGAUUAUUGUAAUUUUUAUAUAUCACAAAAUGAAAAGGAACAAAAAUCAGGCAACCCAUUUUAUGAUAAAUAUAAAAAUAAACAAUACAAAAGAAAUCAUAAUAAACAAAAUGAAAAAAACAAACCGAAGGAACAUAUUCAAGAAUAUGAACAAAAUUAUUUACUCUUUGAUGAUGAAAAUUCUAUAAAACACUUCGUUGAUUUAUUUUUAAAUCAUAUAUCUGAUCAUAUAAAAUACUGUGAAAAUUGUUUUCUUGUUAAUCAUACAACCGUUUAUAUAGAAUGUGAAGAUUUAGUAGAAUUAAACAAUAAUACAAGUUUUGUGGACACAAAUGAAAUAUAUAAUAAUAAUAAGGAAAGUCAAAAUUUUUCUGAUGAAAAAGAAAAUAAUCAUAGUGAAGAAAAUAAUCAUUGUGAUGAAAAUAAUCAUUGUGAUGAAAAUAAUCAUUGUGAUGAAAAUAAUCAUUGUGAUAAAAACAACAAUUGUGAAGAAAAUAAUCAUUGUGAUGAUGAUUUACAAAAAAUAAUAAACGACUUUAGUGAAGUUACAGACAUUCAACAUAUCAAUUUCAAUUCCACGUCAAUCCCCUUCAUUCAAAAUAUGAAUAGAAAUAAUUGUGAAGAAAAAAAAACAAAAGGAUAUUUUCAUUUGUAUAAGAACUCACUUGUUGAUAUUAUUACACAUUAUAUAAAUUAUUUGGAGAAAUUAAAAGAAGGGGAAAAGUCAUAUUGUAAUUAUAUUGUACUUUUAUAUGCUUUUAAAAGAGAAGAUAAUUCUGAUCAGAAUUUGGUUUAUGAUAUGAAUAUGUUAAAUAUAAAGAAAAACAAUUUUGUUAGUAAAAAUGAUCUUAUACUAAAUGAUUGUGAUAAUACAAAUAAUAAUUAUGAAGAAAACAAUUCAUUACUUAUAAAUGAGAAGGAAAAUAUUAUAAUAGAAGAUGAUAAAUAUAUGGAAGAACUAAUUGUACUUUUUGAAAAUACACCUUAUAAUUAUGAACACAAUGAAUAUAAAAAAAAAAAUAAUAAUAAAAUUCAUACUUUAAAAUGUAUUAUUGAUAGUUCAGUCUAUAGUAAAAAUCGAAACUUCCGAUUAAUUUUUUCAAGUAAGAAAAACAAAAAAAAUAAAUUAUUAUUAAGUACAAAAAAUGUGAAGAAAUAUCAAAAAACAGAUAUUAAUGAUAUUAUACUCAAAAGUUUAGUUACUUUUUAUUUUAAAAGUGAUGUAAAUUAUAAGAUAAAUGAAGGUAGGUUUUGUAAUAAAAAUUUGUUGAAUAAUACCAUGAAUUAUUAUUUUGAAAAUUUAUAUGAAAAGAAACAAAUCAAUAAUGAUAUAAAUGAUAUUAAUAUUAAUAAUACACAUAAUAUUAAUAAUAAUAAUAAUAAUAAUAAUAAUAUACAUAAUAUUAUUAUUAAUAAUAAUAAUAUACAUUAUAUUAAUAGUGAUAAUAUAAAAAAUGUUGAUUUUAAAUUCAAUCAUAUGAAUUCUUCAAAUAAUUCAUUUAAAUUAUUAAAACAUAAAAAUAUAUGUAUUCCUAAAAAUAAUACCUUUGAUAAAUAUGUAAUACAAAAUCUAGAACAUUUUCAUAAUAUUUUAAAAAUACUCUUUUUCUGGAAUUUUGAGUUAUAUAAAAACUUUAGAAAAAAUAAAAUAUAUCUCAAUUGUUUUCAGAAUGAAAUCAAAAAAGAUUAUUUUUAUAAGAUCGUUCGAAUAUAUAAUAAUAUGGCAUUUGAAAAUUAUAUAAAGGAGGAUAAUUCUAAUAUGAAGAAAUAUAAUGAAACAAAUGAACAUACUUUUGAAGAGAAAUUCUCUUUAGAAAAUUCGAAGAAAAUAUGUCAACUUUCAAAUAUUUCUGAGAAGGAAAAUGAAAGCAAAGAUAAAAAUAACGAACCAAAUCAAAAUCAAAAAGAGAAGAAUGAUAAAAAUGAACCAACAUAUAAUACAAAGUGCGAUUUAAAAAUUGAAGACAAAAAUUAUAUUAAUAUAAAUAAUAAUGUACAAUUAAAAGGUUCAAAUAAAUAUAAUACUAUAUGUACAAAAAAAAAAAACAUAUAUGAAUAUGAUCUUGAUAGUUACAAUAAUUUAUUCCUAAAAAGUGAAAAUUUCUAUAUAGAUCUUUUAAAUGAAUAUAAAAAUGUUUUUUCUAAAGAAAUUCGUCAAGAUGAUUUAUCUCUUUUAAUAAAAUAUUUCGUACACUCAUUUACAUCAAAUAAUGAAGAAUAUAUUAUUAGUUUGAAAGAUAAUAAAUUUUGUAAAAAUAAAAAUAGGUCACAUAAAUCAAAUCAUAUAUAUAUAAUUUAUAAUUAUAAGAAAAAGCUCUUUGUUCAAAAAUGUUUUGAUCAUGAGUGCGCGCACUAUAUUUCGGAAAUAUACUAUUUGUGA
Messenger RNA from Plasmodium falciparum 3D7, 3078 nucleotides. RefSeq lists its product as uncharacterized. The record is from RefSeq and is a predicted model, not a curated record. Lineage: Eukaryota; Apicomplexa; Aconoidasida; Haemosporida; Plasmodiidae. Gene Ontology annotation, biological process: error-prone translesion synthesis. Gene Ontology annotation, molecular function: DNA-directed DNA polymerase activity.